Molecule: messenger RNA, 3825 nt
Organism: Lepidothrix coronata (blue-crowned manakin)
Lineage: Eukaryota; Metazoa; Chordata; Aves; Passeriformes; Pipridae
Gene: CHRM5
Product: cholinergic receptor muscarinic 5
Exons: 3
Coding region: 669-2255 (528 amino acids)
Biological process (GO): chemical synaptic transmission; gastric acid secretion; adenylate cyclase-inhibiting G protein-coupled acetylcholine receptor signaling pathway
Cellular component (GO): plasma membrane; dendrite; synapse
Molecular function (GO): G protein-coupled serotonin receptor activity; G protein-coupled acetylcholine receptor activity
Source: RefSeq, a predicted model, not a curated record
GCGUGCUCACUGUCCUGAGAGAUGACAAAACACUACACCCUUUGGGAUUUUUUUUCCCCUCUGCUCUAAAGCAGCAUUUCACAUCUGUGUCUGACAGAAGCAUAAGGAGCUGAGAGAGGCAGACCUUCACCAUCCUUCACAGAAUAAUGUUGCAUGGAUUAAAAGUUAAGACCUGAUGUCUACUGAUCCUGCAUAUUUCCUACAAAAAUCUAAAAUGUGGAGGCUACCAAAUAUGCAGGAAAAUAACUUUUCAGUGUUGGAAUAGCACCAGAAAACAGAUCAAAUUUACUGGAUUCUAAAUAUUUAAAUGAUUUUUUAAAUGGGUGCUGAAUACUUGAGUUAACUGGGAAUAAACAAAAAUGCUGAAUGUGGAAGAAAUCAGAUACUGGAGAUACCUGGAAAUAAACUGGAAACAACUAAUACCACAAGACCGAAGCAGCAGUGAACAACAAGAUGCUGUGGAAAAGAAAUCACAAGACGAGAGUGCACAAUGCAUUUCAAAUAGGAAAAAGCUUCCUAUCUGCUGAGUGAGUCUCAGUAUAUUCUGACAGAGCACAGACAAAGCUUCAAUCAAAUAUCUCCUAGCUAUCUCCAAAAGGAUGUUUUUGAAUACAGAAACUAAUAUGCAACACUGCUAAGAUCCUGAUGACAAUACACCAAGAACAAGAAUGGGAGUCAAUUUAUUCAGCAAUUCUACUGUUGUAAACAGUUCAUCAAUCAACCAUAAGCAGUUAGAGGGGCAUAGCCUCUGGGAAGUCAUUACUAUUGGCACUGUAACUGCAAUUGUAAGCUUAAUAACCAUAGUGGGAAAUAUUCUUGUAAUGAUAUCCUUUAAGGUUAACAGUCAGCUCAAAACUGUCAACAAUUAUUACUUGCUGAGCCUUGCCUGUGCAGAUCUCAUCAUUGGGAUAUUUUCUAUGAACCUUUAUACGUCCUAUAUACUCAUAGGCCAUUGGUCUCUUGGAAGCCUUGCCUGUGACCUGUGGCUAGCACUGGACUAUGUAGCUAGCAAUGCCUCAGUAAUGAACCUUCUAGUCAUCAGUUUUGACAGAUAUUUUUCCAUCACAAGGCCUUUAACUUACAGGGCCAAACGCACGCCCAAAAGAGCUGGCAUCAUGAUUGGUCUGGCUUGGCUAAUUUCCUUCGUGUUGUGGGCACCUGUAAUCUUGUGCUGGCAGUAUUUUGUUGGUGAACGAACAGUACCACCUGAAGAGUGCCAGAUACAGUUUCUAGAUGAACCCAUUGUCACCUUUGGUACUGCAAUUGCUGCUUUUUACAUUCCAGUGUCUGUGAUGACCAUUCUGUAUUGCCGCAUCUAUAAAGAGACAGAGAAACGUACCAAGGACCUUGCUGAACUGCAGGGUUCAGAGUCUGUGGCAGAGUUUGAGGCAAUAAAGCCUCAGAAAGCUCUCCUGAAGUCUUGCUUCAGUUGCAAGCAACAAAACUUAGUCAAAAGAGAGAGGUGUCAGGCUUCUUGGUCUUCAUCUAGUCGAAGUACGUCAGCCACGGCGAAAGCCUCUCAGGCAGCGAGUACUUGUAUCGACUGGGCCAAGGCUGACCAGUUAACCACCUGCAGCAGCUACGCAUCAUCAGAAGAGGAGGAUAAACUUGCCACUGACUCUGUUUUCCAAGUAACUUAUGGAAGUCCAUCUAAUAGUAAGGCAGAAGAGUUUCAUGAGAGUACAGAUGUUGUUGUCAAAGACCAACCUGAAGAAAAUGAUUUUGAGAACCAGAAAUACUUUUUGUCACCUGCCAAAGACCACAUACAGAAAAGUAAAAAAUGUGUAGCCUAUAAAUUCCGAUUGGUGGUUAAAACUGAUGGCACCCAGGAAGCCAACAAUGGUUGCCAAAAAGUAAAAAUAACUCCUUGUUCUGCUGCUCUGUCAAAGGAUCCUUCCAUCAAAAGCAUGGAUCCGAAUAUAAAUAACCAAAUCACCAAAAGGAAACGGAUGGUUCUUAUAAAGGAGCGCAAAGCAGCACAGACUUUAAGUGCCAUUCUUUUGGCUUUUAUCAUGACAUGGACUCCCUAUAAUAUCAUGGUUUUGAUCUCCACAUUUUGCCCUGAAUGCAUUCCAGUAACACUGUGGCACCUCGGAUAUUGGCUAUGCUAUGUGAACAGCACUGUUAACCCCAUGUGUUAUGCCCUCUGUAAUAAAACUUUCAGAAAGACUUUUAAGAUGCUGCUUUUCUGCCAGUGGAAAAAGAAAAAAGUGGAAGAGAAACUAUACUGGCACGGCAAUACCAGACUGCCAUAAUUGCUUUUGAAUAAGGAAUAAGGGGAAAUAUAUAUUGAUGUAACCUAGCAAAUUGACUGUAAUUCUGUCUUUUCAAAGAUGUUGCUUUAUAUGUCUAGUGGUUAAAAAAAUCUGCUGAUAAGUUAAAUUUUGCAUGAAAAUAGUGCGUGCUUGGGAUAAAAAGUCAGUGGCUGCUAUGAACGACACAGUUUGUUUUCGACUAUGCAGUAGAUCUGCAUUAAAGUGACUAUGUUUGGGGUCUUAUGUCCUUUCUUUUAGCCUAAGAAUAUGUAGAGUAAAUUAUGAACUACUAGAAAUUAGACUGGGAUGAUCAUCCAGUUAUCAGGUUAGGUCAUCCCGUCUUUCUCCUUGUAAUUCCCUGUCUUUCUAUAAUUCCUUGCUAGUGUAUUGUCUAUUGAGUUUUCAAUGUACCAAGCAAUGGAGCUUGUAAUACUUUUGUUUUGAGACUUUUCCACCUGCUGUUAAAAUGCAACAAGGAAUAUGUAAAGGGAUAAAUGCUGUCAUGCCCAAUACUAAAUGGUUAGGGAGAUUAAUAAUACUCAAAAUGAACACACAUAUUGCAGGAAAUUGUAAUACUGAUAAAAUUUCCACUUUAAGGAGGACUUUUGUGGAGACAUUGGAAGGGCUCAUAGUGAAGGGAAUAGAUAAUGUAUUUUGUAUAUGAAGAAGCCAGUCCCAAUCUCAGUCCCAAUCCAUCAUACAAGUGACUGUCAUCUGCAAAAAUGGUGUUGAUUAGCAGAUAUCUCUAAAUUUCUCCAGUUCCCAGUACCUCUGAAGGAAAUUUUAAAAUUUUAUGCAAUACUGACUGUAAAGCAUAAUGGAUACAGUCUAUCUACAACACAAGGAAAGCCUUUUUCCAAAUCACCUUUGUUGUGCUUCCCCUGAGCCCAGAAUUUUCCAUUACUGAUGGAAUGAUGCAGAACAAGAGAAAAAUAAGGAUUGGUGCACUGUAUGUUUACCUGUAUGUAAACAGUGACAGAAUUGGCAUCCCUGAAAGAUUUUUUAAAGUAUCUUUUGAAUAUUUCUAUAAAACUAUUAAGGACACUUUACAUUUUUUGUCUUUGAAUAGCUUUACAAAUACUAGUCAGUAUCAGGUGCUUGGAAACACAAGUUACCUUCAGGUACUGUCUUUUAGUCCAGCAGAACCAUUUCUGCUACCGUACCGGGGGCUGGAGUCAACCCCUCAGGUGGCUAUAGCUUCUGGGACUGGGUUGUACUGGCCUAGUUACAAUGACCUGAGGCACUGGCCACUAACUGAGGUUUGCUGGGGCUUUUGGUGCUGAGGCUGAACUGCCUGUGCCUGACUGAUGUCUGUGAUAGAUUGGCAGGAGUCCUGCAGCACUGACUGGGUGCAUAAGCAAGGGGCUGCCUUCAGCAGAAGGCCAUUGGAACAGAGCUGCUGACCUGCCUCUUUCUGGCAGGAACAAACAAGAAGCCUCAGGAAAGACCAUGAGAAAACAAAGUUAAUGACAACAGGAGUCACGAGGAAUGAAGAUGUAAAGGAAACAAAUGUUUAUGAAUAAAUGAGAAAGAUCUUCGAGUACUCAAAGUUCAAAUUCACUUCUAGCCU